Messenger RNA from Pomacea canaliculata, 3559 nucleotides. RefSeq lists its product as uncharacterized. Lineage: Eukaryota; Metazoa; Mollusca; Gastropoda; Architaenioglossa; Ampullariidae. Bases 561 to 2345 code for a protein of 594 amino acids. The record is from RefSeq and is a predicted model, not a curated record. The transcript is spliced from 14 exons.
CUGACCAGGGGCAAAUGGACUAACCCUAACCCAGCAACAGGAGGAACGUGACACCUUCCAGAUAUUCCUCUAGAUAGCAAUUCAUCAGGUGCAAGUGGAGUCAGCAAUCACAAGAAGAAAAAAGUGACUGAGGCUGAGGGCUGGAAAGAUCUGCGAGCAGGUCUUGUUCGUGUCCACAUUGAAGGAUUCAGUCCUGCCACAAAAAAUGCAGCUUCUGUGGCUGUGCACAGGUCCCAGAGAUUAUCUGGUGUCCUGAUUGUGGACCUAGAAGCCUUUAUUGCAAGGCUUGUGAUGAGAAGAUCCAUUCUUUGGUGCUAUAUCAUCAGACAUACAGUUGGAAAGAAGAUGCAUCAUUGUUUGCACCUGUGUUAAGAGAAACAACCAUUUUGUCUGAGCACCAGUGUGACAAGCUCUACUACCGUCAAAUUACAGUUUUUGAUGCACAAGGCAGAGCUCACCAAAUCAAAGUGCAGUUUUGUGAAUGUGAGCCAGAAGCUGUAACGUUAGUUAGAAAUGGGUUAUGGCCAUCAACUCCGAAGAAGCCAGAGACAGCAUUCUGCAUGAAACUAAUGGAGCUAUGCAGAAUGCUACAACUAGAAGGGCAAAUGUCUCUGCAGAAAUUUUGCAAUGCAUUAGAGCGGAGGACAACAUUUCUGCACAGUCACAGCAGGGACUACAGAAACCUGUAUAAGGCACUGGGUAACACAAUUAUAGAAUUUCACCAUCAUCAGGUGUUGUGUCUUGAAACAGCUCAUGCCCACGAAUUACUGGGCAAGAAGUGCCCAAUAUGUAGCCUGAAGCCAGAGAGACGUGUUAUCUCGAUGGACGCUAAUUUUGGGCUUGUGCACAAGAUGAAUUCUGGAUUUGGACCUGGACUUGAACAUGCUAGAUUUAGUGUGUUUUGUCCAGAUGAUGAUGUCAGAAACUUUGUCAACACUCAUCAUGAGGCAACAUCGAAAUCAAGUAGCAAAUCUUCGGAAUGUUCAAAUUUUCAAGCAGGUGAUCUUGUCAGGUCAAAAAACAAAAAUGCAAAACUGGACAUCAGAGGAGUGUUUGGUGCUGUGUGUCAACAUGGUUUCCCUCUGCAUUUUGUGAAUAUGCAGCAUGGAGAGAGAUUUGGGUAUCCUGUAUAUAUUUUACAACGAAUUGCUGCAGAGCAGCUAUUCACAGCUAGUACAAAACAAAUUGUGAUGUACGAUGUUGCCUGCUCACUGCAGACUCAUAUAACAAAGCAUUCUCAACUAUUUGGACAGCUGUCUGAAAAAUUUAGAUUUGUUGUUCCUGUGUUUCACAGCUUUGCACAUAUAACACAGUGUCAGAUGACAAAAGGACAGCGCUUUUGCGAGGGCACAGGAUUAAUAGAUGGUGAAGCUAUGGAACGCUUAUGGUCUUUCCUCCGCAGAUUUGCGUGGAGUAAAGAAAUGACUUUGCCCAACAGGCAAGAUCUACUAAGCAGUGCUCUGCUACACUAUGCCAGGAGGAUUUUUGUGUCAUUAGCUGACACACUGUCUGUAAGACUCAAAAAGGCAAGGGACACGCAGGCAAAAGCCAAAGAGAUUAUCCAUGAGGUUGAAAGCAAGUAUAGAGGAACUGCUGCAGAAUGGCUGCACAAGCUGAAGGAUACUAUAUCAACAACCAGUGGUCAUAGAGAAAGCUCUACCUCUGAUUCUCUGCUUGAGAAAGCGAGGAAGCUGUCAGCUGAGCGGCAGCAACUGCUGGGACUAAAGAGACGCUAUGCUGAUGGACAAAAAAUUGCCCAGAAAAUUGCGAAGAAGCUGCGGACAACAAACACACAGCUGCAGUCUGUCAUUGGGUCUUUAAAAAAUGUAUUUCCAAACAUUUCACCAGCUGAAUUUAGAGACCCAGAGUCAGCUCUGUACACUCAUAUAGCACCAGAACUGAACUCAGAGCAAGUGAGGGCAGCCAAUUGUGCAGCAGACUACGAUCGUGGGCAAGAAGAGGAACAGCGAAUAAUAUAUGAUAUUUGCCUUUUACAGCAGUGGCUGAUGGAGCAAAAUGUGUCAUUAUGUCAGCCAUCAGACUUAGUCAGUCGAUAUGACUGUGCCCUAAACCAUGUUAAGUCUGUAAGUAAACAUAAAGUGGAAUGCCAGCUAAGGGAUCUGCAUGCCAAAUGUAAGGAACAGCCAGGAUUUUCGCAAGUCAUCAUUGACUACUCAGUCUCCAACCUACUGUCAUCUUCCGCCUCCACUUGCCAGCCAAAUUCUGAUGACAACGAGGAAUUGAUAGAUGUAAUUAGUGAACUUAACUCAGAUAUUGAAUCAGAAUCUGAUGAAGACGAGGAGGAGGAGGAAGAGGAGGAGGAGGAAGAACAUUUUUUUCCAUAAGUCUUUGACCUUUUACUUUCUAUAGUCAGUCUACUGAGUUGGACAAUUGAUAUGUUUAUUGAUAACAUAAAGGUAUUUAAGGGAUGAUAGCGUUUUUAUUUUGCUUCAAAGCAUUGCUACAAUCAACAUCAAUGAAGUCUUCAUGAAUUCAUUGCUACAUUUUUGAACCAACAACAGUGUAAUCUAAUUCUUUUUUUUUAAUUUUUUUUAUUUUUUAAUAGCAAUGUAUUUCAUCCCAUUUCUGGAUGAACUUUUUGCCAUGUGUGGAGUAGCAGAGCAACGUGUGCUUACUAAAAAUACCUUGUCAUCAAAUAAGUGUUAGCAAAUGACAUUUAACCUGUGUUAUUUUCAACUGUGCAGCCUUCUUUCUCAUGAUAUUUCUAGAUAGAGCAAACAGAAAUGCUGCAAAUAACUUGUAGAUGAAAAUUUUGGUCUUGAUGUGGAACACACUUUAUUUUAAACAUGUGCUUUUCAUCAUUUGCAUUAUCAAGAUAUAGUGCAGUGAACUUGUAAUUCUGGUGGUAAAAUAGAAUGCAAAUUAUACUGCACACAAACAUGAUUCAAAAUUGUUUAACUACUGCCUGGAAUGAUAGGAACAUUUUAAAUAUUUAAUAACAGUCUUCCUGCUUCUCACAACAGCAUUUUGUCAUUGAAUUAUUCAGUUAACUCAUUUCUUUUUCUAUGCUGAUGUUUGCAAAUUCCCACCAUACACCCAGCUUCCUCUGUGAUGUAGGUGUGCCUUAGAAAAUGAAAUCGCAUAUUUUUGUGCAUAUUUUGCUUGCUGUGGUGUACUUCUUGCCUUGUAACCAGAAUUUUUUACAUGUCUUGUUAUUUUCCCAUAAGUUUGCACACCUAUAUUGAUUGUAAGCUAGAUUUAUUUCUUCAGAUUGUUAUUGUCAUUAUUGACAAUUUUUCAUGGAGUUUUCAUGCAUUCUUACAUGCACCUUUUGAAUAACUGUCAAAUUAAUGAGAUAUAAUAAUGUCAAGUGGAUCUGUUUCAAAGCACAGCAAUCAAACCUGACCUUUUCGUGUUAAUGAAUGCCUGCAAAACCGCUAUCCCCCAUAAUUCUCUUUCAGUUUUAACCACUUGACAAGAAUCAACAAGUCUGGCCAAAAUUUACACAAAUAGUAAACACAUUAAUAAUAAACACAUUCUUACACAUGGUUCCCAGGUCCUUGCAAGGUCCUUUUAAGUCCUUUUAUAUUGAAUUUUC